GGGUGGGGACCUGUGGGCGGCUGCCGCGUCUCCUACUGCUGCCCUCCCUCCGCCACGAUGCCGGGGAUCGACAAGCUGCCCAUCGAGGAGACGCUGGAGGACAGCCCGCAGACAAGGUCUUUACUGGGUGUAUUUGAAGAAGAUGCUACAGCUAUUUCCAACUAUAUGAACCAGUUGUAUCAAGCUAUGCAUCGGAUUUAUGAUGCACAGAAUGAGUUAAGUGCAGCAACACACCUGACUUCAAAACUUUUAAAAGAAUAUGAAAAACAGCGUUUUCCAUUGGGGGGUGAUGAUGAAGUUAUGAGCUCUACUUUGCAACAGUUUUCAAAAGUUAUAGAUGAGCUUAGCUCUUGCCAUGCAGUACUCUCGACACAGCUUGCUGAUGCCAUGAUGUUCCCCAUUACCCAGUUUAAAGAAAGAGAUCUGAAAGAAAUAUUGACAUUAAAGGAAGUGUUUCAGAUUGCAAGUAAUGAUCACGAUGCUGCAAUUAACAGAUAUAGCCGAUUGUCAAAAAAAAGAGAAAAUGACAAGGUGAAGUAUGAAGUAACAGAAGAUGUCUACACUUCCAGAAAAAAACAACACCAAACCAUGAUGCAUUAUUUUUGUGCAUUAAAUACUCUUCAGUACAAGAAGAAAAUAGCAUUGUUAGAACCUCUACUUGGGUACAUGCAAGCUCAGAUAAGUUUCUUUAAGAUGGGUUCUGAAAACCUCAAUGAACAACUGGAAGAAUUCUUAACUAAUAUUGGAACAAGUGUACAAAAUGUUCGCAGGGAAAUGGACAGUGAUGUAGAGACCAUGCAGCAGACAAUAGAGGAUUUGGAAGUAGCCAGUGACCCUUUAUAUGUGCCUGACCCAGAUCCAAUGAAAUUUCCUGUUAAUCGAAAUUUAACCCGAAAGGCUGGAUACCUUAAUGCGAGGAAUAAAACAGGUUUGGUGUCAUCUACCUGGGACAGACAGUUUUACUUCACUCAGGGUGGAAAUCUAAUGAGUCAGGCCCGUGGGGAUGUAGCAGGAGGCUUGGCCAUGGACAUAGACAACUGUUCAGUAAUGGCUGUGGACUGUGAAGACAGGCGGUACUGUUUUCAGAUCACCUCUUUUGAUGGAAAAAAAUCUUCAAUUUUGCAAGCAGAGAGUAAAAAAGACCAUGAAGAGUGGAUCUGUACGAUAAACAACAUAUCUAAACAAAUAUAUUUAAGUGAAAAUCCAGAGGAAAUUGCUGCCCGAGUAAAUCAGUCAGCUUUGGAAGCUGUCACUCCUUCCCCAUCUUUCCAGCAGAGGCACGAGAGUCUGCGGCCAGCAGGACAAUCUCGACCAUCAACAGCUCGAACCAGCAGUUCAGGAUCUUUAGGAUCUGAAUCCACAAAUUUGGCUGCCCUCUCUCUGGAUUCUCUUGUUGCCCCAGACACCCCAAUACAGUUUGACAUCAUUUCUCCUGUGUGUGAAGAUCAGUCUGGGCAGGCAAAAGCUCCUGGCCAGGGAGGCAGGCGGACAAAUCCAUUUGGAGAAUCUGGAGGAGGUACAAAAUCUGAAACUGAAGAUUCUAUUCUUCAUCAGUUAUUUAUUGUCCGAUUCCUUGGUUCUAUGGAGGUGAAAUCAGAUGACAGUCCAGAUGUUGUUUAUGAAACAAUGCGCCAAAUCUUAGCUGCCCGGGCCAUCCAUAACAUCUUUCGUAUGACAGAAUCACAUUUGUUAGUCACUUGCGAUUGUUUGAAGUUAAUUGAUCCACAGACACAAGUUACAAGGCUCAUGUUUCCAUUACCUAGUGUAGUUUUGUAUGCUACACACCAGGAAAAUAAGAGGCUUUUUGGAUUUGUUCUUCGGACAUCCGGAGGGAGAAGUGAAAGUAAUCUAUCAUCAAUCUGCUAUAUAUUUGAAUCAAACAAUGAGGGGGAAAAGAUUUGUGAUUCUGUUGGACUGGCAAAACAGAUAGCUUUGCAUGCGGAACUGGAUCGUAGGGCAUCAGAAAAACAAAAAGAAAUAGAGAGAGUAAAAGAGAAGCAACAGAAAGAACUCAGUAAACAAAAACAAAUUGAAAAGGACUUAGAAGAACAAAGUCGGUUGAUAGCUGCUUCCAGUAGACCAAACCAAGCCAGUAGUGAGGGGCAGUUUGUUGUCCUUAGCAGUAGCCAGUCAGAAGAGAGUGAUUUGGGAGAAGAAGGAAAGAAGAGAGAGUCAGAAGCGUAAACUUGUCCUUGCUUUUGGUUGACAAUUACCCCCUUCAAAUUUAUUGACAAUUUCUGUGGUGAAAUGGCACAAGGUAACAACUAUGUUGAAAUAUCAAGGAGGAGACUAAAGUUUAUAUCUGCUUGUUAGUUUUAACUUCAUUUUAAAAAAUAACAUUGACCUUGAUGACAGGUUUGCAUUGAUUUCUUUUCCUUAAAAAUAAUAACCUAUGCAGUAACAUCAAAUUCUGUAUAUCUAAAAGAAACCUGUUCAUCUCCCGAAAGUAGAUUGCCAAGGAAUUAUACUUGCUCAAGCCUUUUUUCCUUCAGAUUGUGAUAUACAUCAUCUUGCAUUGUAAUUGGCUAUGACCUUAAGAAAUCAUUUCUUCUUUAGCUUCAGAUAUUCAUGGUUAUGCUCCCUCUCUCUCAUUAAGAACAUUUUCUUGGUAGUGAGGAAGCUUUUGACUGAAUAGGUUCAAAACCCUUUAUACAGAAAAUUCUACAAGUUUGCAAAUAUUUUAACAAUAUUAAAUGUGCAAUAGAAUUUUUAUAAAAUAAUUAGAAAAGAGAUUUUAGACUUAAGGUUUUAAAUUGUGGCAGGUGGCACUGUGGAUUUCAGGGCACUUUUUCUUGGAUCGCUCACAUUUCUCUGAUGUUCUUCACCUGAUGCCAUUGGGAAAGAAGCUUGUAUCUUUAGUUCAGUUAUUGAUACAGCUCUGGGCAUUUUAUUAUCACAUUCUUAGUUCUCAGGUUGGAACUUGAAUUAUUGCUGCAGAGCAGUAAUUGUUAAGAUUCUGGAAUUUAUUAAAAGGGAUUUUUUGUUGAUUAAGUACAUUUUAGAUUAGGAUUUAACAUGUAAAGAUGUUGUUACAGGAUAAUACAUUGUAUUUUCUGCAUUGAGCAAGAUAAUUUUUAUUGAAAAUCAAGUGACAUUUCAAAAGAAGGUCUAUAAUAAUUGUUUCCUGCUUAAAGUAAAAAUUCCCAGAGAUUAGUUUAGAAAAUGUCUUUUAAAUUUCAGACUGAUACCCAUAGUAUUUUCAUAAUCCCAUGUUUUGAUAAAAUACUGACACCACUUUAUAUCCACAAAGGUAAAUAACUAAUAUACAAGAAUAGAAUAAUUUGCACUAAUUAUUGUAAAUACUUGUACUCUUCCGAUGAGUGAAAUGUCUAGUUCCAUAAAAGACUUAAAAGGAAUUGAAUGCUAGGAAUAGGAGAGUUGACAAAGGAAGGGCUUAGAGUGUGGUGUCAAGGUUAAAAUGACAUUUCUCUACUGCCUACUUCUGUGUCAACACUUGAUUUUUUGUCUUUACUCAGAUUUUUAAUGUUGCUGAUAGAAAUUAUGUUCCUGUGUUUCACAUGUAAAAGCAUAUAUAGACAAGUUAAGUAUAUUGAAUAAACUAUUUUACAGUUAUACAUUUGAAAUUUUCAAGAGAUUAGCCACUAAGACUAAUUUUACAAGGGAAAAGCCUUUCUUUUUAAAUAUAUACAUCUUUUUCUUCUUAGUUUUGAGUUAGGAAUGGCAUUUUUUAGUUCUCACAAUAUAGUACACUGUUUUCUGUAGGAAUGGGAUAGGUAAUUAUAUAUAGGGUCAGGAUACUCUUUUAUCCAUGUGCCAAACGGGAAUAAUGAUUACAUGACAAUCAUUAUUUUGAAGCCUUAGGUUACCAAAACACUUAGUAAAAAUGUAGAGGUUUAUGGGAUACUUUCUGGAAAAAAAGCUCAUUUUGUGCUUGCUUACAGGGGAUGCUUUCACAACAGCUUGUGUCAUUCCUCUUGUAGAAGUUGAAAUUUCUUCUGUAGUCAGUACUUGAUUAGUCUUGCAAGUCAUGCUUUUGGGACCUUUUAGACAAUUAAUAAGCUUUCUGUUUCAUUAAGUCUUUUGUUUAUAUUAUUAAGUUGCCAACUCACUCAACUCAGAUGAAAUUUGUCACCCUACAAGAGAACUGGUCAGCAUUAGAAGGCAGUUUUACUAAGCUGGUGCUUUGCAGGUAGUGAACUGCCUCCCUUUGUUAGCACUCUGGGUCAAAGUGUUGGGUAGUGUUAAGGGUGCUGGAAGGUGUCGGGGUGCUGGACAGACUUACAGUUCCUUUAAGUCAUGUUUUGAUAGGAUUUCCACAAUACACACAUGUCCAUAGGUCAGACAAAUGCACAUUCCAACACCAAACAGAAGUCAUGUGUGAGUUUAAUAAUUUUUAGAUGGUUCACCUUCUGUUCCAUUACUAUAGUACUAUAUGAACUGUUCAAUUACUGCAAAUAUUGAAGCAUCAACUUUAAUAAACUUUUUUGAUUAAAGAA
Messenger RNA from Pteronotus mesoamericanus, 4457 nucleotides. It is a transcript of the gene APPL1, whose product is annotated as adaptor protein, phosphotyrosine interacting with PH domain and leucine zipper 1. Gene Ontology annotation, molecular function: identical protein binding; protein kinase B binding. Bases 58 to 2184 code for a protein of 708 amino acids. The transcript has 22 exons. The record is from RefSeq and is a predicted model, not a curated record. Gene Ontology annotation, biological process: signaling; insulin receptor signaling pathway. NCBI's taxonomy places the organism in Eukaryota, Metazoa, Chordata, Mammalia, Chiroptera, Mormoopidae. Gene Ontology annotation, cellular component: cytoplasm; endosome membrane.